Molecule: messenger RNA, 608 nt
Organism: Myotis davidii
Lineage: Eukaryota; Metazoa; Chordata; Mammalia; Chiroptera; Vespertilionidae
Product: olfactory receptor-like protein OLF4
Exons: 2
Coding region: 12-608 (198 amino acids)
Biological process (GO): G protein-coupled receptor signaling pathway
Cellular component (GO): membrane
Molecular function (GO): olfactory receptor activity; G protein-coupled receptor activity
Source: RefSeq, a predicted model, not a curated record
ACCUCCACCACAUGGUACAAGGCAAUGAUACCUCAAUUUCAGAAUUUAUUCUCCUGGGAGUUUCGGAGGAACCAGAACUACAGCCACUUAUAUUUGGGCUUUUCCUCUCCAUGUACCUGACCACUGUAUUGGGAAACCUGCCCAUCAUCCUGGCCUUCAGCUCAGAUUCCCACCUCCACACACCCAUGUAUUUCUUCCUCUCCAACCUGUCCUUGGUAGACAUCUGUUUCACCUCCACCACCGUCCCAAAGAUGCUGUGGAACAUCCAGACACAGAAGAAAGUCAUAACCUAUGAAGGCUGCAUCACACAGAUUUAUUUUUUCGUACUCUUUGCAGUGUUGGACGAAUUGCUCCUGACCGUGAUGGCCUAUGACAGGUAUGUGGCCAUCUGCCACCCCCUGCACUACAUGGUCAUCAUGAACCCCAAGCUUUGUGGACUUCUUGUUCUGGUGUCCUGGAUCCUGAGUGCCCUACAUUCCUUGUUACAAAGCUUAAUGGUGUUGGCAUCUUGCCUUUCAGGAGCUGCUCUUUCUCAAUUUCCCUUCCGCCUGCAACGCAGAAACCGAGAUCCAGUUCAUGUUGUUCAGCCCCAAACCCUGGCUGUCUGA